AUGGUGAUAAAAUUUGAAACAUGGGCUUUAAUACUAUAUUUGACUAUUUUAUGGUUUAAUGAAAGUAUUUGUUUAGAACCCCCAGUACUUGUAAAACCUAAACCUACAUUUGAUUUAUCUACUUUAAAGUUGGAAUCAAGUUCAACACUAGCACCAAUUGAAUCAUCUAAUUCAUUUGUUCAGGCAACUAGUUUAAGCCCACAAAAUGGCCCUGUAAAUGGUGUAACAAAAUUAUCAAUAAAUGGUGUUGGUUUCUCACUAGUUCCAAAAUUGUAUAUUCACUUUGAUGUAACUGAAGGGCCUUAUGAAGUAGUUGAAAUUGAACCUAUUUCUGAUACAUUACUAGAAGUUAAGACACCUAUUAAUAUAUCUAAGGGUGAUAUUGGUAAGACAGUCUUAGUAAGUGUACAUUCACAUCCAAAUGUAGUUUUACAAAGUAAUAGUGCAUUAAUUUUCCGAGUUUAUCCUAUACCUGUAAUAACAAAGAUAUAUCCAGAUCAUAUUGGAAUGUCUGGUGGUACAGAAAUAAUUAUAUUUGGUCAUGGAUUAUUUGCUACCGAUGAUUUAAAGUGCCUUUUUCAAAGUAAAGAGAGAUCAAAGAUUGUAGAUGCAUCUUACUCAAUGAGAAUAGACCCAAAUACAAUAGUUAAUAAACAAAUCAAUAAUCUCAAUAAUAUUACUUUAACAAAUGAAAAAGUUGAUAGUGAGAAUAAAAAAAAAAUAAGAGAAUCUGAUAAUUCUACUAAAAUUAAUUUAUUUAGACCAAAUACAGAUAUAAAAUUAUCUACAUCACCAUUACCAUCAAUAGUAUGUGAGAGUCCUUCUUGGACUGUUUCUGAAACAGUUUCUUUGUCUAUCUCAUUUAAUGGAAUUCAAUACCAUUUAUGUACUGAAAAUUUAGUUUUUGAAGAAGAAUCAUCUUUAUUUGGGAAUGUAGCUCAUGUUGUAAAAGAGAGAGAUCAACCAUCAGAAAAAUUAUUAACUAGUUCAGAUAAAAUAAAUAUUUUAAAAAAUAAUGGUAAUGUUAAACAGAAUUCAGUUGAUUUUAUAUUAGAAAGUAGUAUAAAACAUCACAAUUUUUUAUCUGAAAAUAAUAAUAUUCAUCGUUAUACUGAUAAUUCUGGAAAUUCAUACACUCUGAGUAAUCCAAUUAAUGCAUCAUUAUUACAGAGUGAUUAUGGUCUAUUUUUAGAAAUUGUAAUAUUAUUAUAUUCAUCAUUUAUAUUUGGUACUAUUUGUCGUUUUAUUGGUUUACCAUUAUUAUUAGGUUAUAUAAUUGGUGGAUAUAUAGUUGGUCCUUAUGGAUUUGGUUAUAUCUCUCAACCAAUACAAAUGAUUUCUAUUGCUCAAAUUGGUGUGUGUUUAAUUCUUUUUAUGUUAGGAUUAGAAUUUUCAUUUAAAAGAGUUUCAUCUAUUGGCAAAGUGAUUGUUUAUUGUGCAAUAUCAUCAUUAUUAUUAUUUAUUUUAUUAUGUAGUACAUAUUCUAUUUGGAUUGGUACACCAAUUAGAGAAGGGAUUUUUAUUGGUGCAUUUAUUUCAAUGAGUUCGACUGCAGUUGUUAUUGGAGAAUUACAAUUAGAUACAAAAGAAAGUAUGCUAACUAUAGGUGUAUUAAUAUUACAAGAUUUAUUACUAGGUUUAAUAUUAGCAUUAAUACCUGCAUUGCAAAUUUCUACAGUUAAUAACACAAAUAAAGGAUAUUUUGAAAAUAAUUUAAAUAAUUCAAAGAGUAUAUUUAAAUAUAGGAUUAUCUUAAUAAUAACAUAUUUUAGUAAGUUAACAUGGAAGAUUUUAAAACCAUUUCUAGUCUUAUUUUUAUUUGGAUUAAUCUCAUAUAUAGUAAAGGUAAUAGUUUUCCCAUUUAUUUUAUUCUUUUUACUCAAGACAAAAAACAAAGAAAUAAUUCUCAUUGGAAUUAUAAGUAUUGUAUUAAGUAUAUCUUCAUUAACUGAAUAUCUUGGAUUAUCAAUGGAAAUGGGAUCAUUUGUAGCUGGAAUAAUACUAUCAAGUAUAUUAGGUGAUGAUGAUUCUCACUUUAAGCAUGAUUUUAUUCAAUCAGUUGAAUCCUUAAAAUGGCUAUUUUCAAUGUUAUUUUUUACAAGUAUUGGACUUGUUAUAGAUGCUACUUUUAUUUGGGAUAAUUGUUUGACUAUUGGAACUGUUUGUAUCUUCAUAUCAAUAAUUAAGUUUAGUGUUAAUUUCAUAUUAUUUCUUAUAUUUGGACAUGACUCAAGAAUAGCUGGCCAAACUGCUGUUUUACUGGCAAAUUUGGGUGAAUUUGGUUUUGUAUUAGCUUCAAAAGGGAUGUCUUUAGGGAUUAUUUCAAGAAAAGUAUAUUUGUUAUUAGUAGGAAUAACAGUUGUGUCUUUAAUAACAACUCCAAUUAUUUUAAGAUUACUAUCAUACUUAACAAAUCAGAGGCAAACUAACAUUCAAUUGUGUGAUAUACAAUCAAUAGAUACGCACAGUAUUGAGAUAAAAAAUAUUGCAAAUAAACUUUCAAGUAGCAAAUUUUCUUCAUUUUAUCAUUUUGAGCAAGACACUUAUUUCUAUAAAAGAAAGAUUAGCAAUAAAAUGGCAAGUUUAGUUAAGGGUUGGAAUUUAUUUAAAAAUAAUAAUUGUAUUGUAUUACCUAGUGAUGAUGAAUAUGAAAAUCCUAGGAUAUUUGGUGAUAAUAUAGUUUUGAAUAAUAUAAAUAAAAGUAAACAAAUUGACAAUGAUCACUGUAUGCAAUCAAGUGAUUUUGAUAUAGAUUCUACAAAUAUUAGUUUAGAAAAUAUUGAUGAAUUUACAUUGGCUCAUGUCACUCAUCUAAAUAACUCCAUGAUAAAAAGAUGA
Messenger RNA from Cryptosporidium muris RN66, 2838 nucleotides. RefSeq names its product sodium/hydrogen exchanger family protein. The transcript has a single exon. The record is from RefSeq and is a predicted model, not a curated record. Gene Ontology annotation, molecular function: potassium:proton antiporter activity. Gene Ontology annotation, biological process: potassium ion transmembrane transport; proton transmembrane transport. Bases 1 to 2838 code for a protein of 945 amino acids. NCBI's taxonomy places the organism in Eukaryota, Apicomplexa, Conoidasida, Eucoccidiorida, Cryptosporidiidae. Gene Ontology annotation, cellular component: membrane.